AUGUCGUCGUUAGCUGCAACCCAAGCGGACGGCUACUACGUGCCGCCCGAGUACUUUGAAUCGGGAGCGUACCAAAAGAAGUCCAAGAAUCAGUGGCAUGCUGCCACCGCUUCCCGAGGCAAAGCCAAGUCCAACCAGUCCCAACCGGUCGUUCGCUUCGAAUUGCCCCACUCCGGUGUUUGUGAAGCAUGCGAUGCCCGUAUUAUGCGUGGAACGCGAUACAACGCGACCAAAAUUGCCACGGACGAAUUUUACUUUUCCACUCGUAUUUGGGAAUUUCGUAUCCAAUGUCGCGCCGAUUGUACGCAGCAGUUUGUGAUACGAACCGAUCCGGCCGCUCGUGAUUUUAAGUACGUCUCGGGCAUUCGAUUGCGAGUCCAAACAUGGGAUACGGUGGAAGCAGGGAGUCUGGGGGUCGUGGAUUUGGCGCAAUCCGGACCCCGCGCGCACGCGUUGGAAUCGGCCGCCAUCGCGAGCGAUUUGGAACGUCUGGAAGUCGCGCAGUUGGGUGCCCGCCGAGCCCAAACGGAAGUGGAACAACUCAUGACGCUGCAACGAUUGAAUCUGAACAUAUAUCGCAACGAUGCGGACCGCAACGCACAAAUUCGUAGGGGAUUUCGAACGGAACGACAAUCUCGCAAACGUCAACUAGUGAACGGUGAUGCUUUGGGAUGGAGGCGAGGCAUGUCGUUGUUGGAUCACAACAGUGCGGAUGAAGGACAGGCAAAAGCACACCCACUGCGAAACAAGAAGUAA
Messenger RNA from Phaeodactylum tricornutum CCAP 1055/1, 756 nucleotides. RefSeq lists its product with no specific name. The transcript has 2 exons. Bases 1 to 756 code for a protein of 251 amino acids. The record is from RefSeq and is a predicted model, not a curated record. Gene Ontology annotation, cellular component: post-mRNA release spliceosomal complex; U2-type spliceosomal complex. Gene Ontology annotation, biological process: mRNA splicing, via spliceosome. Lineage: Eukaryota; Bacillariophyta; Bacillariophyceae; Surirellales; Neidiaceae.